CAAGCUCCAGAGCCAACACGUUCGCACCUCAGCACCUUCGAAAACUGCCACACUCAAUAAGAUCUGUCUAAGGCUGUCAGCUGUCAUGUGCUAGUUGUUGGUCACUGGCUAGAUGCUCUUACGCGAGACAUCAGCACGUGCGGGAGAGUCGCUUGCAUUCAACCAAGGCAUUCCUAGAUCUCAGGAUCUGCAACGAGGUAUUGCUCUAUCUCUUACCGCCCCCGGUCAUUUCAAAUACCUGCCUUCCCAUCGACGACAACUCUGAGUUACUGCGCAACUGUACAAUGAAUUUGCUGUCCUAACCAUGGCCGUAGCUUCACAGGGUCCCCCAACUCGAUCAAACUCUCGUCCAUCUUUGUUGGACAAAAGGUCUACCGUAUCCAUCUCUGAGGCGCUAGAGCAAGAUUCCAGAGACAUGGCAGAGCAGCCAGACAUGCUGAAGCGGGAGGCGGCUUCGCAGCCAAGUGUUGGACAGGAUGACUACCUGCAGCCUACGACGUCGAAUGGAGAGAGCACACACUCGUCGGCAAUAGAAGAUGACCAUGGUUCUGGUUCUUACGCUGCGUCGGCGACCACGCCUGGCACACUUUCAAGGACUGCGUCUUUCUCUGGCGAUGAGUACGACGAGUCUGUCCCACCCCUCGACCGCCUCACUAUCUUCGAUCUGAUCGAGAACCUCGCUCUGCCGCAGAGGCUAGAACGUCUCCAGUCUCAAAUCUCAUUGCAGACGGAAAAGGUUCGGAGGCAGCAGGAACGUAUCAAAUCUUCGGGCCAGAACGCAAAGAAUAAAGUUGUUGAGGAGUGGCGGCGAAGGGUUCCCACCGCGGAGGAGCAGCUUGAGAAGUACAAGAGGCGCAUGAGACAAUCAGUCGACCGGUUGAACAGCAAAUGGAACGAUUCACGAUCUGUCACUCUACGCGAAAAAAUCUCCUUCAUCGCCGGUGUCAUGAAUGUCUUCCUCAGCGGCUACAUCGUUGGGGGCUGGCCACAUCUGUAUCCUUACUGGUACAGCGCGCAGUUGCUCUACUUCAUGCCCAUCCGCUUCUACACAUAUCAUAAGAAAGGUUAUCACUACUUCCUAGCGGAUCUGUGCUACUUUGUCAACGUCUUGACUAUGCUAAGCAUCUGGGUGUUCCCCAACUCGAAGCGGUUAUUCAUCAGUGCUUUCUGCCUCGCCUUCGGUAACAACGCCAUCGCUAUAGCGAUGUGGAGAAACUCUCUCGUGUUUCAUUCUAUGGACAAGGUCGUUAGUCUGUUCAUCCAUAUUAUGCCUUGCGUAACUCUGCAUUGCAUUGUUCACCUCAUCCCGCCAGAACUCCAGGCGCAGAGAUACCCAGCCAUCUACAAGAUUCUCACCUCCGAUCCUUCUUCCCCACAGCACUACUCGCUUUGGCAGAUGAUGUUCUGGGCGUCUUGGCCCUAUGCAGUCUGGCAAUUAUCAUACCACAUCUUUAUUUCCGUGCGUCGUGCUGAAAAGAUAGCUGCAGGUCGCCCAACUUCAUUCACCUGGCUGCGACGCUCCUUCGCCAAUACCUGGAUUGGAAAAUUUGUACUCAGUCUUCCAGAAAGUAUGCAAGAAACAGCAUACAUGCUCAUUCAGUACACUUAUGCACUUCUCACCAUGAUUCCAUGUCCACUUUGGUUCUGGUACCGCUGGGCGAGCGGGACCUUUCUCAUGGUCGUGUUUACAUGGAGCGUCUGGAAUGGGGCGACAUUCUACAUUGACGUGUUUGGCAUGCGCUUUGCCAAGGAACUGGAGCAACUGAAGAAAGAUGUGGCAAAGUGGCAGAACACGCCUGAGCUCAUGGGCAAGACACCGCUCAUAAGCCCGGAUCAGGAACAUGUCGGUAACCCUCUUGCAAGCCCACCACCCGAGAAUUCGGUUUCUGCGCUUCAGAAGGCCAGUAUGGGUGAGGGAAGUGAAGUGAGUACUGCAGAAAAGCCGGACAUCAAUCAGAUUCCACCAUUAGAUGCUGCAGCAGAGGCGAAAGGAACGGGCGCAGAAACCAGAAGUGAUGAAGGAGGUAUGAAAGAGAGAAGGAGUGGUUAAGAGCUUUUGUUUUUUUUAUACAGAGUGUGUGCAAUGAUCUCUUUUGCGCUUUGCUUUUUUGGUUUUAACCAAAGUUGUUCCUUGCGAGCGAGACGUACGAUACCCAGCUCUCCCUUAAUUGAUUUCGCAUCUCCAUGAGAUCUUCUUUUGAACUCACUACGAGCAUCUCGAAAUGCUUUUUUCUAAGGAAAUCUGGCUCAAGACAUCCGGGAUUGACGUGACGCCCAUUCUUUAGAACAACCUUCACGUCGGUCUCGGUCACGGAGACUCUUUUUCUGGCCAUCAAUUCUGUUUGGCGGUGUAUUAAUUGCAUAAUCAGUAGAGGAUUUCAACGGAACAUCAUUCACCAUGUUCUGCCUACACAAAUAUUGGGUUCGCAUAGUAGGUUUGGGAACGCUCGAGACUACGCGCACAUGUAGGAAAAGUGACCUUCGCUUAAAUAGCUAGCCUACAUGACCCGAAUUUUUCACAUAUUUGAUCACCAUCCGUCUUCGCUGUUU
Messenger RNA from Verruconis gallopava, 2550 nucleotides. RefSeq lists its product as hypothetical. The record is from RefSeq and is a predicted model, not a curated record. The transcript has 2 exons. Gene Ontology annotation, biological process: phosphatidylcholine biosynthetic process. Lineage: Eukaryota; Fungi; Ascomycota; Dothideomycetes; Venturiales; Sympoventuriaceae. Bases 305 to 2050 code for a protein of 581 amino acids.